AUGGCCUCAUCAAGAUCUUCAUCUGAUAACGUUAGGGCUUCUCACAUACUGAUUAAGCAUCAAGGCUCUCGCCGUAAGGCUUCGUGGAAGGAUCCAGAAGGUCGAGUCAUCAGCAACACCACCAGAGAGAGUGCGGUCUCUCAGCUUAAAGCCCUCCGUGGUGACAUCGUUUCCGGCGAAGCUAAGUUCGAGGACGUCGCCGCUAGUUACUCCGACUGUAACUCCGCCAAACGCGGCGGCGAUCUCGGUUCAUUUGGGAAGGGGCAAAUGCAGAAGCCUUUUGAAGAUGCAACGUAUGCACUGGCAGUUGGUGAGAUAAGUGACAUAGUCGACACUGAUAGCGGGGUACACAUCAUCAAGAGAACAGCUUGA
This is a messenger RNA of Ilex paraguariensis (yerba mate), 372 nucleotides long. Lineage: Eukaryota; Viridiplantae; Streptophyta; Magnoliopsida; Aquifoliales; Aquifoliaceae. The record is from the annotation of a GenBank genome assembly.